AUGGAGUUUUCAAAUACCAUAACCUGUAGUCACUACAAUAAUAAACAGAAAAUACUUCUGGUUGGAGAAGGAGACUUCUCCUUUUCUUUAUGUCUAGCCAAAACUUUUGGUUCGGCUACUAACAUCACUGCAACUUCUCUUGAUACUCGAGAGGAGUUAGAGCAAAAGUACAAGAAUGCCAAGAAUAACGUUGAAGAGUUGGAGCGACGUGGGUGCACGGUGAUUCACAGUGUUAAUGUUCAUUCCAUGGAUAAUAAUCAUCGCGUCCGGUCGACUCUAUAUGAUAUAAUCAUAUUCAAUUUCCCUCAUGCAGGGUUUCAUUUUGGUCGCGAGUUUGAUAGCUACACCAUCUUGCAACACCAAAAAGUGGUGCAAGGCUUUUUCCAAAGUGCAAGAGUGUUGGUUGAUGCCAGUGGAGAGAUUCAUGUGACUCAUAAGAUAGCACAUCCAUUUACCAAUUGGAAUAUCAAGACUCUUGGUGAAGAAAAGGGUUUGUAUUGUGUGAGAGAAAUGAAUUUUGACGCAUUCCAGCAUCCAGGUUACUCCAACAAGAGAGGAAGUGGAAGUGACUGUGACUCUAGCUUCCCUGUUGGAUUAUCUUCUACUUUCAUGUUUAAGAAGCACUGGUUCCUUUUUUGA
Eruca vesicaria subsp. sativa (arugula) is the source of this 639-nucleotide messenger RNA. The record is from the annotation of a GenBank genome assembly. NCBI's taxonomy places the organism in Eukaryota, Viridiplantae, Streptophyta, Magnoliopsida, Brassicales, Brassicaceae.